This is a messenger RNA of Brassica napus (rape), 1007 nucleotides long. RefSeq lists its product as uncharacterized. The record is from RefSeq and is a predicted model, not a curated record. Gene Ontology annotation, molecular function: protein binding. Bases 1 to 744 code for a protein of 247 amino acids. The transcript is spliced from 5 exons. NCBI's taxonomy places the organism in Eukaryota, Viridiplantae, Streptophyta, Magnoliopsida, Brassicales, Brassicaceae.
AUGAUAUAUGGAAAAACAUCUUUCUACUUUCCACAUUGGUUUCAGCAUCUUGAUAGACCUGGUGUCAGCUUUUGCUCUCGUACUUCUUAUGAUGAUAAUGCUAUUACCAAUGCUAUUGAGAUCUACAACAAACCCAGUGGUGCCCUUCAUUUUACUGCCUCGAAUAAUGACUGUGGAGUUAGAGAUUUUGACAUGGAGAGAUACCAGCUUGUUAAGCAUUUUUCCUUUCCUUGGCCAGUGAACCACGCAUCAUUGAGUCCUAAUGGUAAAUUACUAGCUAUUGUUGGCGACAAUCCCGAGGGCCUUAUAGUAGACCCCAACACAGGAAAGACGCUGGAAACACUAUCAGGACAUUUUGACUACUCCUUUGCCUCAGCGUGGCAUCCUGACGGAAUCACUUUCUCAACUGGAAACCAAGACAAGACCUGCCGUGUAUGGGACAUCCGCAACCUAUCUCACUCUGUUGCUGUCCUAAAGGGUAACCUUGGAGCAAUCCGGUCGAUCCGCUACACGUCCGACGGAAAAUACAUGGCCAUGGCCGAACCGGCAGACUUUGUGCACGUCUAUGACGUCUCAAAGGGGUAUGAAACAGAGCAGGAGAUCGACUUCUUUGGAGAGAUAUCUGGAAUAUCAUUCAGCCCUGACACAGAGGCGCUCUUCAUUGGGGUAUGGGACCGCACUUAUGGUAGCCUCCUUGAGUAUCAUCGGCGCAGAAACUACACCUAUCUUGAUUCGUUUCUUUAAGCGAAGAAGAGAAGUAUACACAACCCGUUCCAAGGAAUAAAAGAGAGCUCAUACAAAAGGAGAAGCAUAGAAUAUAAUGGAUGUCUUAAAAUGUGUAAAUGAUGUGUUAUGCAAAUGCUAUUGUAGUUACUGUCUUUUUGUUUCCUUUGCCGGAGGCUUGCAUGUUGUUUCCUUGUGAAUUCUGAAGGUUCAAGAUGUGUACAGUAAGUAGUGUUGCUUAGUUGUUUCAAUUAUGAAAACAUCAAUAAAGUUUCUCACAAAAA